Molecule: messenger RNA, 7328 nt
Organism: Tachysurus vachellii
Lineage: Eukaryota; Metazoa; Chordata; Actinopteri; Siluriformes; Bagridae
Product: latent-transforming growth factor beta-binding protein 2-like
Exons: 35
Coding region: 344-5692 (1782 amino acids)
Molecular function (GO): calcium ion binding
Source: RefSeq, a predicted model, not a curated record
AACUCCACACCACAGCAAAAGGAGCAGCAGCGGCGCCUCCGCCACGCACAUCAGCACCAUGAGGCGUGAACGCGCGCGUGCACAAAGACAUCCCGCUUCUCUGAGCGCGUAUCAUCAGCGUCACGCACGCGCGUAGUGGAUGACUUUAUAUCAUUAUUAUUUAAAAAAAAAUAAUUAUCUUUGUUCAGACGUAUGAACUAUGGCGCGCGGUAUUUAGAUCAGGGUGAAGUACGUUUUUUUUUUUUUUACAGCGUUUAAGUGUUUUAGGCACCGAACUUCAAACUCUGGACAGCGACCACGAACUUUUCCGCUUCGUUUUAGAUUCCAAUUGAAAUUUAAAAACAUGGACCGCACGUGGAUUUUGCUCGUUAUGUCGAUCGGCAUCUCGAUCGCGCACAUGUGUGACGGCUGGAAGGCUCGCGCAGGUGGCCGAGACCGGAGAGACGCAGCCGCCGCCUCCGCACGCGCCGUUUUCGAGCAGCUGCAAGGAGCAAGGAGCUUGAACCGAGCUCCUUUAGAUCCGGGGCCCGUAAGAUACCACCCACAUGACUCUGACACCGGGCCGGUGGCUCGUGCUUCUUUACAGGAUGAAGACACUGUAGAAGCACGGGAGAAAUCCGGGAGAAUCCCGAGACAAGCUGGAAACAGAGCGCGAAGCAUCAGCACAGCCAACACACCUGAGCGCGCGGACAACAAACCUUCUCAUCCAAAGCGCCUGGUUGGGCCACAUGUGUGUGGGGGUCAGCAGUGCUGUUCAGGAUGGGCUGUUGCACCUGGAACAAACCGCUGCAUCAAACCGGAUUGCCAGCCCCCGUGUCAAAACCGCGGCUCAUGUAGUCGCCCACACACCUGCGUGUGCCGCUCAGGCUAUCAGGGACCACGCUGUGAGGAGGUUGCGCCUGAGCAGGUUUACAUCCACACCGGCUCAACCAGAGUACUGAUACCCAUCCAGCCUGGAACGGACACCAAGCAGCAUCAGUCUGCCCGCAGGAAACCCACUGAGAGACAAGCCAGUGAAAGCAAUCCCAAAACUCAAACACCGAAGCCGCCAACUGGCAGAGUGGCCCAUUCAUCUGGAACCCAGGUUAGACGCGGUUCUCCUGAGGUCUCACUGCAGCAGCCUGGUGCAGGACAGUCUCAUGUCUCCAGGACUGUCAAGCGUUAUCCUUCAUCAACAGAACCCAUAACCUCAAAUGCUCUGCCCAGUGCAAACGGACACAACCAUGGACACACACGCACUCAACAUGUUGCCUACUCUAAUGGCCAGCCGCAUGCCUCCAGCAACCAAGUGACUCCAGCAGGAGCAAACCUUACAGCAAACGUGGAUCGAAUCAAGAUCGUCUUUACGCCCAUGGUGUGUAGAAGGAUCUGCCAUGGGGGUCAAUGCUAUAAUAACUGUGAGCGUGGAGAUAAGACCACGGUGUAUAGCGAGAACCAGGGCCCACCAUCUAAGACCCACGGCUUCAGACUCUUUUUCUGUCAGAUUCCAUGCUUGAAUGGAGGACGGUGUAUUGGGCAAAAUGAAUGCUGGUGCCCAUCAAACUCCACAGGAAAGUUCUGUCACCUUCCAGCUCAGAAUCCCAGCAAACCCUCUAAUGGACGACAAGCCGACGGAAUGCAGGACGGCGCAGCUCACUCAGUCUACACCCUGCCCCUGUCCAACCAGCAAGCCUCUCUUUUACCCUCACUGGUGAAGGUACAUGUUCAGCACCCACCAGAAGCUGAGGUUCAGAUCCACCAGGUUGCACGGGUCAAACCAGGCCAAACAGCUGAAACUGGUCACUCAGUACAACAACGCUCUCAGCCUGGCAAUAAUCAUAUAAAUGGCAAUGGGAAUGGCAACCGGCAGAACAGCGUGCACAGCACUGGGCAGAACCAUGGGCAGAACCACCACAGGCCAAAUACCAGGCUUAAUGGACAUGUUGGAAGGUGUUUCCAAGAAACAGUUGAUGGAAAGUGUGGGAAGCCUCUGCCAGGUCUUACCAGGCAGGAAGACUGUUGUGGCAGUGUGGGAGCUUCAUGGGGUUUGCACAAAUGCACCGAGUGUCCCAGCAAACCAGCGUAUGCAGUGAUUGCAAAUGGCCUAGUGGAAUGCCCUAAAGGCUAUAAAAGAAUGAAUUCAACUCAUUGUCAAGAUAUCAAUGAGUGUCUGAUUCCUGGAGUGUGCAAACAUGCUGAGUGUCUGAACACUAAAGGCAGCUACAGGUGCACGUGUAAGCCUGGAUACAUGCUGGACGCUGCGCGCAGUCAGUGUGUCUCUGAUAAAGCAGUGUCAGUGGAGCAAGCCUCGUGCUACCGAUCCAUAUUACCAGGCUCAUGUAGCCAUCCACUGGCCCAGAAAAUUACCAAGCAAAUCUGCUGUUGCAGCCGUGUGGGAAAGGCCUGGGGCUCGGCCUGUGAGAGGUGCCCAUUACCUGACACAGAUCACUUUAAGGAGAUCUGUCCAGCAGGCCAUGGCUACACCUAUUCUCGUUCAGACGUCCAGAUCACUCUCCGUGAGCUGGAGGGAGACGAGCUCACAGAAGUCGACUCUUUCCUUUCUCAGAACCCCACAUACCCCGAGCCUCCUCGGACCGUGCCAGAGACACCUCAUCACCAACCACUUCCACCCGUUUACCCAGAGAGCCCGUAUCACGAGCCCUCAGUGCCAUCUUACCCUCAAACACCCGCUAGGCCUCAGCCACCCAGGACUGGAAACACGCCUCUUCAGCCUUCUCCAGUCUCCUUACCUGAAGGUGGUGAAACAGCGAAUGAGCCAAUUAAUACACCUCCUUUAUACCCAGGUGUAGUAGAGGUCACGUCUAAAUCUCCCACCUAUGUGAUGCCAGACUUGGGGGAUCGCGACACAGCACCGAUUAACGUUGCCACUCAGGUCACAGACAUCGACAAGUGUUCGUUGACUCCGACAAUCUGUGGUCCAGGCCAGUGUGUGUCAGUGCAGACGGGUUACACCUGCUACUGUGACCCAGGCUACACCCUUAACGCUCUACAGACCACCUGCAUUGAUGUAAAUGAAUGUGAGAAUGACCCAUGCAGAGGAAAGGGCCAAUGUGUGAACACUUUUGGCUCCUACACCUGCCAGUGCUUCCCGGGCUUCAGCCUGCUCAUGACACAAAACAGAAAACUGUGUCAAGAUAUAAAUGAGUGUACAAUGCCUAACAAAUGUCCCAAUGGCCGCUGUAUCAACACUGAAGGAUCCUUUAUGUGCGAAUGCAGAAGUGGCUUCACCAAAAACCAGAGAGGAGAGUGUGAAGAUAUAGAUGAGUGCAGGAGCCCUGGUGUCUGCCCCAGUGGUAAAUGUGUGAACACACACGGCUCGUUCAAGUGCCAAGCAUGUGGCCCUGGAUUCAGGCCUGACUCUGGGAGAUGUCUGGACAUUAAUGAGUGUCAGAUGGCAGCUGUGUGUACUAAUGGUCAGUGUGUGAACACAGAGGGCUCUUUCACUUGUACAUGCAACCAUGGAUACCAAACAACUCCUGACAAUAAAAGCUGCCAAGAUGUGGACGAGUGUCUGCUCCGAGACGUCUGCGCUCACGGCACAUGCUUUAAUGUUCCGGGUUCACACAGAUGCAGCUGUAACACAGGUUACCAUAGCAGCCCUGAUGGCAAAGCUUGUUUGGAUGUUGAUGAAUGCUCUGAGCCCAGCCUGUGUAUGCGAGGUGUGUGUGUUAACACUGUGGGCUCCUUCACCUGUACCCAGUGUGAGGUUGGAUACGCUCUCUCCGAGGACAGACAGAGGUGUGAGGAUAUAGAUGAGUGUCUCUCCUUGACCUGCCCGAACGGCAUCUGUCUAAACUCAGAGGGCUCAUACUCCUGCGAAAAUUGUCCCACUGGUUUCACUGUGUCACCAAAUGGAGAGCUGUGUAAAGAUAUUGAUGAAUGCGAGUCUCCAGACAUUUGCCCACUGUCUGCUUGUACAAACUCAGAGGGUUCAUAUUCCUGCAGGACCUGUGAGUCUGGAUACAAGGUCUCCUCAGACCGCACAUGUGAAGAUAUUGACGAAUGUGAAGACAUGGCAGCGUGUCUGAAUGGACGGUGCACAAACACAGAUGGCUCCUACCAUUGUGAUUGUACUCCAGGCUAUGAGCUGCUUAACUCUGUCUGCAAAGAUAUUGACGAGUGUGACGACGAGAUGAUCUGUGGCAAGCAUGGCUUCUGUGAGAACACAGACGGCUCCUAUUAUUGUCACUGUGACCAAGGAUAUGUCAGUACACCCGAGGGCACAGAUUGCGUUGAUGCAGAUGAAUGUGAACUAAGUAGUGAGUUGUGUGGUGAGGCUCACUGUGAGAAUGUAGAAGGAAGUUUUCUGUGCCUCUGCCCUACUGAUGAUGAGGAAUUUGACCCCAGUACCACACAGUGCAAACCCCGCCAUGAUCAUGAACACAUGAUCAUACCAGAUGACGAACAGAGGAAGGAUUGCUACUACAACCUAAACGGUGCCAACUUCUGUGAAAAUGUGCUCUCCAGAAAUGUCACCAAGCCGGAAUGCUGCUGCACCGUGGGAGCAGGUUGGGGAGACAACUGCAAUAUACACCCAUGUCCACAAAGUGGACAAGUGGAAUAUUCUGAGCUGUGUCCUCAUGGUGCUGGCAUUCUUCCCAUCAUCACCUCAGUCCAAGGCAUCAGUCAGCUCCUGACUAGAGAUGCAGAUGAGUGUGAGAUGUUUGGUCCAGAAAUUUGUAAAAAUGGUUAUUGUGAAAACGCCUACGCCUCGUACAACUGCUACUGUCAUAGCGGAUAUUACUAUGACAACCUCCGUAUGGAGUGUGUUGACGACGAUGAAUGUAAGGAAGAGAAUACGUGUGAACAUGGAGAGUGUGUGAACACCCCUGGCUCCUUUAACUGCUUCUGCACUCCUCCACUAAUCCUGGAUGACACACAGCGCCGCUGCAUCUCUGCCAACAGCACUGAGGGUUCUUUCCUUGAUGAGGAUUAUAUUCACACAGACAUCUGCUGGCGGGACCUUAAACCUGAUACCACAUGCAUUAAUCCAAUGCUUGGUAUUUCAACUACCUACACUGAGUGUUGCUGUCUCUAUGGUAUUGCCUGGGGGCUACAGUGUGCAUUUUGCCCUGAAAAAUCUUCCGAUGCUUUUGCUAUUUUGUGUAACCUGGGUAAUAGAGACAGCCUACGGGAGCAACCAGGCUUUGAAUAUGGACCCGAAUCGUCACACGAGGGACCCAAUGGUUCACCGUACUGGGGUAACUAUGGCGUUUUGGGAGGUGAGACCUUCUAUGGAGCUGAAGGUCCUUUGAGUGGUUCCUUUACUGAUCGCUCAAAUGACUACAGCUCUAGAGAGGAAGGACCAGUACCUGUGCCCAGACUCAGAGAGCACCAGCCACCCCGCCGAAUUGACCCUUACAGAGAACAUAGUGCAGGAUUUGAGGGUUUACAGGCAGAAGAAUGUGGCAUCUUGAAUGGCUGUGAAAAUGGCCGAUGUGUCCGUGUGCGAGAGGGCUACACAUGCGACUGCUUUGAUGGCUAUGAACUAAACUUAAGCAAGAUGGCGUGUAUUGAUAUAAAUGAAUGUGAGGAUAUCAGUGACAAAGUGGAGCUGUGUAAGAAUGGAGUGUGUUCCAAUACAGAGGGAUCAUACAAAUGCACUUGCCUGCCAGGAUUUUUGGCUUCUUCUAAACCCCACGAGUGUAUCCCAGAAGACAAUGACUCUGUUGCCCAGACUGUGGGAUAUUGAUGCAUAUUCUCUCUCACUCUCUCUCUCUCUCUCUCUCUCGCUCUCUCUCUCUCUCUCUCUCCUACAUCAUUUUUCUAAAUGACUGACACUAAACCUGCAUCAGUGAAGCCGAGCCAGCUGAGCUCCAAACAUACACACACUGACAUUUACACACAAAUACAAGCCCAUUCCGUCUUGUACAUAACGAGUGAUUUUUAAAGAAAACAAGUUUAAGUGUGACUCGGUUUUUGAUUGGUUCUCGAGCAUAAAGUGAUAUGCACAGCAUUCUGAAUGUUACUCAGAUGGUGAUUACAUGUACUUUAUUUAGAAUUUAUACACAUAUUUUGUUAUCGGAGGUCAUUCCAGCUCAGGAUUGUGGUUCGAGGCUUCAUUGACAGGGUUUGGGAUUGUUGUACAGAUCUAGUACUAUGUAUUUAAUUUGGUUUGUUAUAUAUUCUAAUAAACUCAUUCAGUACACUCAAUAUUUUGUUUGACCAAAAAAAAAAAAAAAAGAUACAAAAAAAUCUGAUUAACCCUGUAGAUUUAUAGAUCUCUGUACAAAUGUUUUGUAGCACUAUCUUUUAUGUAUGGAAAAAAAGGUUUACACUGUAUCAGAUAAAGUGUAUGUAUCCUGCCCUGUGGAGCAGACUAUGAAAUGUUAUUUUAUGGAAUGAGUGCACUUUUUAACUAACGUUAUGUGGUGCCUUCAAUCCAGUGAACACCUAGUUCAGCAACACAUUAAUGUGUGUCACAUUUGCUUGAUAAUUACAUAGUCUACUUUGAACUGAAAUACUUGCAUCCAUUAUUGCUGGCUAGAUUUUCAACAGAUUUAAAGUUGCCUUAUAGACAAUGCAAACCACAUUUAAACGAAAUAUUAUGUCCUGCCGUUGAGCAAUAUGACAUGUAUACUAUAACAGAUUAAACAUUUUACUACUUGGAUUAUAGCAGCCUGAAUAUUACAGAAGAGCAGAUAGACAAAUUAUUAUUGAAAUACAUUUGUAAUAAAUAGAAGUAGUGUAAAACUACAAUGAGCCACCAGAACAGCUUCAAUGAACCAUGGCACAGAUUCUACAAGUUAACUAGAACUGUGAGGAACACCAUUUCUCCGAAAGGUGUUUCUUUCGUUGUUUUGAAGAUGGUGGGAGAGAGCACUGUUUAACAUCAGUCUCUAAUCAGGAUAGAGAUGUUUCAGCAUAGAAUAAAGGUGAUCUGUCAGAUUCAUGUAGUAUUGAUGUGCAAUGUGAUGUUCACUCUAACCGAAUAGCUGGAUCCAAACCAUGCUUGCAAACUACCGCACACAGCAUAACUCUUUUUUCCCUUUAAUAUGGCACCUGUCUAUAUAUACCAACGUCACUUGAUAGAAACUGAUGAUCAUUUUUCCAUAUAGAAAAAGACAAGUUAUAUGUGUCUGUACUCACUACCAUUUUCAGUGGAGUCUCAAUGGACACUGUGCAACCCGUGCUCAGUUUAUGUAUUGAAAUGAAGUCUCCAUCACCUUUAAUUUUUGGUAUUUUGGAAGGCAAUUUUAAACUUAUGAAGAUGGUUACGAGUAGGCUGUAGGAAUGAGCCCUUAUUUUGGUGGUCCACCCUGUUUUGUUCAUUCCAUUUGAUUACCUCUGACUGUAGUUGUUUCCGGACAAUAAAGUCUGAAAAAUGA